GUGACACGCAGUUGAGUUUUGGUACGUAAAUGGUUUUCUGAUUUUGACUUUUUAUCAAACACUAAACCUGCAAAAUUCAAUCUUCUUCUUCUUCUUCUACACUCAAAAUUUUCAACUUUGUUUCUUCAUUCUUCAACUACUUUCAAUUGUGACGUCUUAUCUUUGACUAAAUUUAACUUCUUUAUAUUGCAGCACCUUCCUCUUCCCAUCAUAAAAUGGGUAUUUGGAAAUCCUGUUUUUUAGGGUUUCUUUCUGUUGCUUUUCUCUUUACAAUUGAUGCUGUUCAGCUGCACCGGAAUCAGCCCACUGAAAGAAUUUCAGGCAGCGCUGGUGAUGUAUUGGAAGAUGAUCCGGUUGGAAGGUUGAAGGUUUUUGUUUAUGAGCUUCCAAGUAAAUAUAAUAAGAAAAUUCUGCAAAAGGACCCAAGAUGCCUCACCCAUAUGUUUGCCGCUGAGAUAUUUAUGCAUCGGUUUCUCAUAUCUAGCGCUGUCCGAACCCUUAAUCCUGAAGAAGCUGAUUGGUUUUAUACUCCUGUCUACACAACCUGUGACUUGACACCAAAUGGCCUCCCUUUACCCUUUAAAUCACCGCGAAUGAUGAGGAGUGCCAUACAGCUUAUUUCUUCUAACUGGCCCUAUUGGAAUCGAACAGAGGGGGCAGAUCAUUUCUUUGUGGUUCCUCAUGACUUUGGGGCAUGUUUUCAUUACCAAGAAGAGAAGGCAAUUGAAAGAGGGAUUCUUCCACUUCUGCAGCGCGCUACCUUGGUUCAAACAUUUGGACAGAGAAAUCACGUGUGCUUGAAAGAGGGCUCAAUUACCAUUCCUCCAUAUGCUCCACCACAGAAAAUGCAUACCCACUUGAUUCCUGAUAAGACUCCCAGGUCCAUUUUUGUAUACUUCCGAGGACUGUUUUAUGAUGUAGGAAAUGACCCUGAAGGUGGAUACUAUGCAAGAGGUGCAAGAGCAGCAGUAUGGGAGAACUUUAAGAACAAUCCAUUAUUUGACAUUUCCACAGAGCAUCCUGCCACAUAUUACGAGGACAUGCAACGAGCUGUGUUUUGCCUAUGCCCACUUGGAUGGGCCCCUUGGAGCCCAAGAUUGGUUGAAGCUGUGGUAUUUGGUUGCAUCCCUGUUAUUAUUGCAGAUGAUAUUGUUCUUCCGUUUGCCGAUGCAAUACCGUGGGAAGAGAUUGGGGUGUUUGUUGAUGAGCAGGAUGUUCCUAAGUUGGAUACCAUACUCACAUCGAUACCUCCAGAAGUUAUACUUAGGAAACAAAGAUUGCUUGCUAAUCCUUCCAUGAAGCAAGCAAUGUUAUUCCCUCAACCUGCACAAGCUGGAGACGCCUUCCAUCAAGUUUUAAAUGGACUUGCACGGAAGUUGCCGCAUGAAAGGAGUGUAUUCUUGAAACCAGGGGAGAAGAGCUUGAAUUGGACUGCUGGCCCUGUGGGUGACCUUAAACCUUGGUAACAGUUGCAAUAGUUUUCUUAUGUAAUUAGGAUUCUUUACAUGUCUUGUCCAGUCCUACCUAAAUGCUCAUAAAUAAGGCUUGGUAACUGAGGUGUCUAUUUUUUUGUUGACAUUGUAAAUUUUGAUAUUUUGACGGAUAAUUCAUUAGAUACUACUCGUAUAAAUCUAAUUUGUAACAUGAUUGCUUUCAUUGUAUGCUUUACCAACUUGUUUCCUGGUCUA
This is a messenger RNA of Trifolium pratense (red clover), 1688 nucleotides long. RefSeq names its product probable beta-1,4-xylosyltransferase IRX10L. The coding region runs from base 216 to 1466 and encodes 416 amino acids. Lineage: Eukaryota; Viridiplantae; Streptophyta; Magnoliopsida; Fabales; Fabaceae. The transcript has 4 exons. Gene Ontology annotation, biological process: plant-type secondary cell wall biogenesis; glucuronoxylan biosynthetic process. Gene Ontology annotation, molecular function: glucuronoxylan glucuronosyltransferase activity; 1,4-beta-D-xylan synthase activity. The record is from RefSeq and is a predicted model, not a curated record.